This is a messenger RNA of Glossina fuscipes, 3470 nucleotides long. RefSeq names its product tRNA-splicing endonuclease subunit Sen34 (gene Tsen34). The record is from RefSeq and is a predicted model, not a curated record. The transcript is spliced from 5 exons. Lineage: Eukaryota; Metazoa; Arthropoda; Insecta; Diptera; Glossinidae. Gene Ontology annotation, biological process: tRNA splicing, via endonucleolytic cleavage and ligation; tRNA-type intron splice site recognition and cleavage. Gene Ontology annotation, molecular function: tRNA-intron lyase activity; nucleic acid binding. Gene Ontology annotation, cellular component: tRNA-intron endonuclease complex. Bases 107 to 1066 code for a protein of 319 amino acids.
GAUGCGAUAAUAUUAAGGGUCUAAAAUUGUUGCAAGCUUAUAUGGUUUGAAAGCAACUACUUAAACAGCUGUGUACGAUGGAAAUACGAAAAAAGAUAGAAACAAUAUGGAUGUUAUUUUACUAAAUUCUAGAAGAAGAAGAAGAAUUGAAAACAUGAGCAGCGACAUCGUAAAUGUACCAAAACAUAAAAUUAUUUUAACUUUGUUGAAUGGCACGGGUUACAUAUUCGAAAUUAAAGUGUUUUUCGCAGACUACAUGUUUCUAAGAAAACAUCAUCACAUUCUAGGAGCUUUGGUUGGUUCUUGCAAUGCUCGAGGCUGCUCGCCGAAUGAACAAACAUUACCGAUAGCAUUGACAUCACUGGAAACACAAUUAUUAGUGGAGGAAGGUAUAGCUGUUAUUGUUUCAAAAGCAACAGCUUUGCUCAAAACACCCACUGAAUUGGAUUUGCGUCAGUAUAAAGACGGACUAAACGAUCGCUUAACCGAACAGGCCGAAACGUUGAAACAUCAAAAAUUAAAAGAUACAGAAAUUAAUUUAGAUAAAAUCAUGAAUGGUAAACGGAAAAAGCUUUUGCAAAAGGGUAUACCAGAAACAGAAGUCGACUUAAACCCCCAACAAGUUCUCAAAGAAAUCGCUGAUAAUAUAACAUUUGAUAGGAAGAAUGCUUUAUUGGAAAUUUGCUGCGCUCAUCCUGAUAAACACAUUGCAUCUAUUGUUCAAUUACCUCCGCUUGAGGAACAUUCCCUAAAAUAUUUAGUAUUUCGUGAUUUUUGGUUGCGGGGUAAAUUUGUUACCUCUGGUGAUACGUUUGGUGCUGAUUUUCUUAUAUAUCCCGGUGAUCCUUUACUUUAUCAUGCCUCGCAUAUUGUUGUAUUAUUGGAUCAUUGCAAGGUGGAACCUUUGGAGUUAAUAGCAAAAGUUCGGCUGUCAGUAAUUGUUAACAAACACUGCGUGUUUGCUUAUUUGAGUGAACAUAAUGCAGGGGAAAAAGAUUAUUCUAAAAUUUGUUAUCAAACUGUAUAUUGGGAAGGCAAUCAAGAGAGAGAGAGAUCAAAGCAAUAACCGUAUACUUAACCCUCCAAUAGUAAACAUAUGACAAGUGUAUAAUACUGCAUAUGCAACGGUAAAUUUAGAUCCAUUAAUUCCCUCUUAAAUAUGCGUAAUUUUGUUCGCUAUUGUUGGGAGAAAGGUAGCUUGUUGCUUAGAUAAGCGAAAGCGCUAGCUAUACUCAGUUUCCUAAUUUCCUGUUUUGAUCUAGAAAAUUUGUUAUCGGUUCCUGUACGACAUAUAUCUCAAGCACAAAUAUUGACUCAAAUAGUUUAAUUACCCUAAAUAGUUCUAGUUUAUAAUAUACAUACGAGCACUUUGAAAUCUGUGAAUUUAUUAUGUUUUUUGGAGUUAAAUUACAACUGAAUUUGACAGCAUUGGAAGUCGGGGUGCUGCCAAAUUUAAUUUGUUCAGCUGUACUAAGUGCUCAGUCAUUGACGGCGUAACACAUAUCGGUUGGGCCGACAUAACCCACUAGCCUGCGGGUAGCAUCUGCUUAUUCCUUUCACUUUCCUCUUUUUCUUUCUAAAUAUCUACUUAUGACAAAUAUUCCUAAAUGGUUAAAUGUAACAAAGAUAUAUGUGGACAAUGGAUGUCUAAAAUUAAACAGUUAACGGUUUUGAAUGCAAUUAGAACGACUGUACUUUCAAGUGAAAUCAAACGCCGCAAUCAUUGACCAAUGCAGCCAUACAAUCGGAUCCUCUUUCUUCUUCUUGAAAUCGCGUCUGAAAUCAAGCGACAUUACAAAUUUAAAUUUGGUUUAUGAUUAACUAAUCACUCCUACGACAAUAUUUUCUGAGCAUUUUAAGGCCUGUGGACUUGUAAUCUCUACCAUUUCCCUUUUUUCGAGGACUUCAAUUUAAUUCUUCUAAAUAUUUCCAAAUUUUUUCAACAACUGCAAAAGUUUAACUGCUUUCUUGAAAAGGUUUAUUCAAAAGUUAUUUGACGACUUUAUUUUACUGAAGAAACAGUUUUCGUUCCCCUUCCCUUUUCGUAACGGAGAACCCAAUUUAUUUGUUCGCAGAUGACAAUACUCUGUGUCGUUCGUGUUCUUUAGUACGAGACCAUGCAGCAACGAAUUACAGAACAAAUGCUGUAUGAUGAAUGACACGUAUAAACAGGGAGCUCUGGGAGUCGUGUAAAUACGGUAAGCUUUAAUGACACAAACUUCCAAAGCUAUCUCUUAACUCACAGGGACAAUGAUGACCAAGCCUUCUCUUUCGGCAAUUAUUGACGUUCUGAUCAUGAGAAUGAAGGCCAGAGAAAUGAUGUUCGUUGAAUAGAAUAUGUGCUCGAAGUGUCGAAAGACGCAGCCAAGCACUUAAGUAAUUUAAAACGAUGCAAAAAAAAACCUCACUACAGCCGAUAGCUUUACCAUUUACACCGUCUAUAUCCGGCCAAAAUCAAAAUACAAUUCCGGCUCAGGUGCUCAUGGACAACGAAAGUGUGCUCUUCGAAUGUAGGUAUUUUCACCACAUAAAUUUUUCAACAGUACUGCAUGUACUUCUCAGCGUUCCCACCCACUCGCCCUUAAGUCAACUGUAUGCCACACAACACACUGCCGCGACUUGUCAUUUUUAACCCGUGCUGCCCAACUUCGGAACAAUCUACCAGCAGUGUUCUUCCCUGCCACAACUGUCGUCUCCAUUUUCAAGUUGAACGUUCACAAAUAGUAUUUCCUCUCUUCUUUCCACUCUUCCUAUAACCAUUCCUGAUCACCAUCGUGCCUGCACGUGUAAGGGACCUGCUCUGAGUGGCUGGUCAAAAAAAAAAAAAUGAAUAAAUUGUGAUACAUCGCUUAAUUACGCGUACAUUACCUUCUAACUCCCUCAGUGCAUUUGUACUCUUUUCGCAAUCAGCUUUUUUUUGGCUAACGUGAUUACUUUUAAAUUUAAUCGAUAUGGAAAAGCGGUUUACGACGUCAAUAGUUUCCCUAAGAUCUGCUCAAUUAAAAUUAAAACAAACCGUCCAACUAAGCUUCCAUCUUGGAAAGCAAAUGCUGGAAACUAUCCCUUCCUCCAUCAGCAUCGCAGAAAUUACAGGUCCGUUGUUAAACCAUUUACGAACUUUCAUGCACCAUCUCGUAGUGUUAAUUUAACAUGCAGUGCAGUGUGGCUUAUGGAACGCAUAUAAAAUCUCACAUUGGGGAUCGUGUUUUCUGAGCUACUAAUUUUGAAUCCAUGGUAAGGUAAUAAUGUGGUUUUGCCGGUUUCACUUUAUCAGCAUUAAGCGUUAUUGUUCCUUAUGCGCCACUAUUGAUAGGUUUGAUUUUUUCUUCUUCUUGAAACUUUCAUUAAUGUUUUGAUUUCAAUAAAUUUCUUAAUAACUUUAGCCUUCUUAAGCUUUUUAAACUAUCACGUGUGCUCUAUAUUUUUUUCUACAUACUCGAAGAGCUUUUUUUCCAUUUAAAUGCAGUUUC